AUGCAACUGCCAGCCUCCCUGGCCGAGGAGGUGGCUGACCCUGUGACGGGCGGCAAGCUGGCGGACCUGGGGCAGCUGACGUCCGGCAUCAACCCCACCCAGAUCAUCCUCCUGCUCUCCCCGUUGCUGCUGUAUGGAACCUUCUACCUCUAUCGCGAGAAGUUUGAUCGCAAGGCCAAGAUUAGCGACUUCUUGUUCAUCAUCGCGGCAUCUGCCAUUGCCUGGAACAUCAUCAGCAUCCUGGUGCUCAAGGUCCGACUCUUCUGA
Molecule: messenger RNA, 267 nt
Organism: Auxenochlorella protothecoides
Lineage: Eukaryota; Viridiplantae; Chlorophyta; Trebouxiophyceae; Chlorellales; Chlorellaceae
Exons: 2
Coding region: 1-267 (88 amino acids)
Source: RefSeq, a predicted model, not a curated record